AUGUCCAGCCUUAGUAGUAGUAAAAACCCAGCACUUCUGAGUUGUAGGGUGGUAAAUAUUAAGCAGCGUCUUUACUCUGAGGCAGAGGAAAUCUUAGAGGCUGGUGUUAAAGGAACUUCAGAAUCCCUUAAAGGUGUGAAACGAAAAAAGAUUGUAGCUGAGAAUCACCUAAAAAAAAUACCAAAAUCCCCACUGAGAAAUCCUCUUCAGGCAAAACAUAAACAAAAUCCAGAAGAAUCAUCUUUUGCUGUUCUUCAGAGUGCAUCAGAAUCUCACAGGAAACAGAAUUAUAUUCCCAUAAAAAAUGGGAAGCAGUUUACCAAACAAAAUGGAGAAGCACCUGGGAUAAUUGCUGAAGCCUCAAAAUCCGAAGACUCUGUUUCUCCAAAGAAGCCCUCAUUUCUGCAGCACCCAUCUGACCUGCGCAGGUGGAGAUCAGAAGGCGCUGACCCCGCCAAAAUCAGCGUCCUCGAUGGAAAAUGUGACUCGAGUUCUUUGUCAAGUAAAACCAGGACUGACAAUAGUGAAUGUAUCUCUCCUCAUUGUAGUACUACAUCCCCCUCCUAUACAAAUACCGCAUUUGAUGUCUUACUGAAAGCAAUGGAGCCAGAACUGAGUACCUUGUCACAAAAGGGCUCAUCUUGUGCAAUUAAGGUAGAAAAACCGAGACCAAAUAGAACUGUACGAUCCCCUUCAAAAUUAAAAAACAGUUCAGCGGAUGCCCCGAAUCAGAUUUCGCAGGAAUUUGUUGCUGAAUCGCAGUCUUCUCCUUGCACCUCCUACACAGUGCAUGUGUCCGCUACUCAGAGGAAUGAGCACGGGGCAGCGCAGUCAGUUUCUCAUUCGUAUAAUCAACACGAACACUUUGUUUCCACACCCAACCAACAUAAUCAGCAGCUUCCAGGGGGUUCAGGUUUCACAGGAUCACUGACGAAUCUGCAAAAUCAAGAGAGCGCCAAACUUGAACAAGUCUAUAAUAUAGCGGUGACGUCAUCCCUAGGUCUGAUUUCACCUUCCAAUAGAACUCAGGUUACUCCUCAAAACCAGCAAAUGGAUUCUGCUUCAUCUUUGUCAGUAAGUCCAGCCAAUUCUACACAGUCGCCCCCCACGCCAAUUUAUAACUCAACUCAUGUUGCCUCUGUUGUUAAUCAAAGCAUGGAACAAAUGUGCAAUCUUCUUCUGAAAGAUCAGAAGCCAAAAAAACAAGGAAAAUAUAUUUGUGAGUAUUGCAAUAGAGCGUGUGCAAAGCCCAGCGUGCUUUUAAAGCAUAUCCGUUCCCACACUGGAGAGCGACCCUACCCCUGUGUGACUUGCGGAUUUUCAUUCAAGACUAAAAGUAAUCUUUAUAAGCACAAAAAAUCCCACGCACAUACUAUCAAACUGGGUCUCGUCUUGCAGCCAGAUGCUGGUGGCUUGUUCUUGUCCCAUGAGUCCCCCAAAGCACUUAGCAUCCACUCAGAUGCAGAAGACAGUGGGGAGAGCGAGGAGGAGGGUGCCACUGAUGAGAGACAGAACGACCCGGGUGCCAUGGAGCUGCAGCCCGUGCACAUAAUGAAGGGGAUGUCAAGUGCUGAAACUUUACCAAAAUCUAGUCCCAUUCCAAGCAAUCCAGAUCAUGUAGUAGGUGACUUUUCGCUACAGGACAAAUCUUCAGAAUCCCAGGCUGUGACAGAGUUACCUAAAGUGGUGGUCCAUCCUGUCACCCUGUCUCCGUUAAGAACUAACAGUCCAAAGGUUGUAGAUUCCAAGCCUGAACUUCCGAGUGCACAAAAACAGAAAGACCUUCAGGUAACAAAUGUACUGUCACUUUCAGCCAGUGUGUCCCCGCUGGAGACUGAAGAGAAGUCUCAUCAGAAGGCGGACACAAGCCAGCUGGACGGAAAGCAAGAGUCUCACAUGGGAACAGCGCACGCCCAACUGCAAAGACAGCAGGCUACCGAUUACUCCCAAGAACAGCAAGGAAAACUCCUCCUGAGUCCUCGAAGCUUAGGAAGUACAGAUUCUGGUUACUUUUCACGUUCUGAAAGUGCCGAUCAAACAGUGAGUCCACCAACUCCCUUUGCCAGAACAUUACCCUCCACGGAGCAAGACUCCAUAAAGAAUAAUGGGCCCUCUGCGCCGCGUAGCAACACGGCAGCACCGUCUGCUUCUCCGACAGGGGAAAAGGCAUUGCUCUUACCAGGUCAGAUGCGCCCACCCUUGGCCACGAAAACACUUGAGGAACGGAUAUCGAAGCUCAUCUCAGACAACGAAGCCUUGGUAGAUGACAAGCAAUUGGACAGUGUAAAGCCACGGAGAACCUCUCUCUCAAGACGCGGAAGUAUCGAUUCCCCCAAGUCAUACAUAUUUAAAGAUUCUUUCCAGUUUGAUUUAAAACCAGUGGGACGGAGAACAAGUUCAAGCUCUGAUAUACCAAAGUCCCCCUUCACCCCUACUGAGAAAUCAAAACAAGUGUUUCUUCUGUCCGUACCUUCCCUUGACUGUUUACCUAUUACAAGAAGUAAUUCCAUGCCUACCACAGGUUAUUCAGCAAUUCCUACAAAUAUAAUACCUCCCCCUCAUCCACUGAGAGGAAGCCAGUCGUUUGAUGACAAAAUUGGAGCUUUAUAUGAUGAUGUCUUUGUAUCAGGACCUAACACUCCUGUGCCCCAAAGUGGGCAUCCCCGUACGCUUGUCAGACAAGCAGCAAUAGAAGACUCUUCAACAAAUGAGAAUCACGUUCUCGGGACCGGGCAGUCCUUGGACGAAGGCUACCAAGGAUGCCAUGCCGCUGGCGAGAGCGCAUCAGCCAGGAGCAAGGCAUUGGCACAGGGCUCACAUUUAGAAAAAAAGAAGUCUCAUCAAGGGCGAGGGACAAUGUUUGAGUGUGAAACUUGUAGAAACAGGUACAGGAAACUGGAAAAUUUCGAAAACCAUAAGAAAUUUUACUGCUCAGAGUUACACGGACCAAAGACAAAGGUAGCCAUGAGAGAACCUGAACACAGCCCCACGCCUAGCGGUGCCCAGCCUCAGAUUCUGCACUACAGAGUCGCUGGUUCCACAGGUGUGUGGGAACAGACGCCCCAGAUAAGAAAGAGGAGGAAAAUGAAAAGCGUUGGAGAUGAUGAUGAACUUCAGCAGAAUGACAGCGGAACAUCUCCCAAAAGCUCUGAAGGUCUUCAGUUUCACACUGCCCUGGGCUCUACUCCCGGUUUGUCUAAACAUAAUGUUGCCAUAGCAAGUGACCACCAGCAUAGAAAUCUGCAGCUGCAAACCUCCCAGAUACAGCUUGUUGCCAGGGGCCCCAACCAGACCGUGGAUCCAAAGGUGUCUACCGGCACAGAGCAGCAGAUAAGUUCAGCUGCCCUGGACAAAGCAGAGCUAAAGAGACACGGGACUGGGAUCUCGGUCAUCCAGCACACAAACUCCCUGAGCAGACCCAAUUCAUUCGACAAGCUCGAGCCUUUUGAAAGAGGCUCUCCCAUUUCUUUCCAGGAGCUGAGUAGAACAGGCAAGCCCGAGUCGCUGAAAGUAAUAGGAAUGUCCCAAGAAGAAAGUCACCCUUCUCGCAACGCAUCUCAUCCUCACCAGCAGGCACCGUCAGACGCCCUCAGAGGAGAACUUCAGGAAAGCGCAAGAAAGAUUUCAAGUGACAGGCAUGUGUUAGGACAGCCCUCAAGGCUUGUCCGGCAGCACAACAUCCAAGUCCCUGAGAUUUUGGUCACAGAAGAACCAGAUCGGGACCUGGAAGGCCAGGGCCAUGAUCAGGAAAGAUCAGAGAAGUUCAGUUGGCCUCAGCGUAGUGAAACCUUGUCAAAAUUGCCAACGGAGAAACUCCCUCCCAAAAAGAAGAGACUCCGUCUGGCCGAGAUAGAGCAUUCCUCCACCGAAUCCAGCUUUGAUUCCACUCUGUCCAGGAGUCUCAGCAGGGAUAGCAGCUUAUCACACACUUCAAGUUUCUCAGCCUCGCUAGACGUAGAGGACAGUUCUAAAACUGAGGCUUCCCUCAAAAUUGAUUUUCUAAAUAAAGCUGAGUUCCUUGUGAUUCCAGCUGGCUCAAAUACACUGAAUGUUCCUGGAAGUCACCGGGAAAUGAGGCGUGCUGCAUCAGAACAGAUUAAUUGCACACAAACCUCAAUGGAGGUGUCUGAUCUCAGGAGUAAAUCAUUCGACUGUGGAAGCAUAACCCCACCCCAGACGACAGCACUUCUUGAAUUGCAGCCUCCGACUUCCCCCUCUGGCAUGGGAGUCGCUGGGCACGUGCCUCUCUUAGAAAGAAGGAGAGGCCCCCUGAUACGGCAGAUAUCUUUAAACAUAGCUGCAGACAGUCAUCUGUCUCCUGUAAACCCAGCAUCUUUCCAAAAUAUUGCUCUUCCCAGUGUGAGUGCAGUGCCGUUUCAGGGGCCCCGGCUCACUAAUACAUGUUUAGCUGAGUUUCCUGCAAAUACUUUGCACUCCCAGACUCAAGUUAAGGAUCUACGGGCAGAAACGUCAAACUCCAGCUCCACUAACCUCUUUCCUGUUAAGCAGCUUUGUGGUAUCAAUUUGUUAAAUCACAUCCAUGUACCCCUUAGCCACCAGAACACGCAGCUGUCUCUGCAAGUGUCUACACAGGGUGACAAAUCAGGUACAAGUUCUGCUUUAUGUGUGUCUUCGAAAAGUGAGGAUUGCUUUGCUCCCAAGUAUCAACUGCAGUGUCAGGUUUUCACCUCAAGCCAGUCUUGCUCUCCUAAACCUGUACAUUCUUUGCCAAAUCAAGUUCCUUCAGAUCCAGUUGCAGCAGAUCGUUGCACGACAUCAGCAGCAUUACCAACCAAGCUAAUAGAUACCAUGUCUGCUUCACGUCCUCUGCCCCCGCUGGAGCUCGGGUCCCUUGGUGUUCCGGCGCACAAAGUGCCGUCAUCAUUUAUGCUGCCCGUGUGCCUGCAGAGGAAUGUGCCUGCUUACUGUUUCACCUCAUGUACAUCCCUGCCACAAAUCCUCGUGACCCAGGAUCUAUCCAAUCAGCCGAUUUGCCAGGCUAAUCGUAGUAUAGUGCCAAUCAGUGAAGAACAAAAUCCUGUGCCAGAAUCACAAAAAGAUCACCAAAAUGCUUUGCCAAACCUAGAGAAAGAACCUGUUUGUGAAAAUGUCCUUUCAGAGAUGGGCCAAAAUUCUCUGUCAGAAUCCUUGCCCGUAACUCAGAAAGUGUCUAUUGGUAGACUUUCCCCCCAACAAGAAUCUUCAGCUUCGAGUAAAAGGAUGCUUUCUCCAGCAAAUAGCUUAGACAUUGCCAUGGAAAAGCACCAAAAGCGGGCCAAAGAUGAAAAUGGAGCUGUUUGUGCAACAGAUAGUAGACCAGUGGAGCCAUUGAGUUCAAGAGCUAAUGAAGCUAAUAAGCAGAAGAAACCUGUUUUAGUGAGGCAGGUUUGUACUACAGAGCCCCUGGAAGGUGUGGUAUUGGAACAGGAUAUUUUUUCUCAACCUGAAAUUAGUAGUGAGUCUGUUAAUCUGACAGAUGUUUUACCAGCAGAUAAUUCAUCAUCAGGACACUCCAAGUUUGUAAUGGUGGAACCUAUAAAUGAAUUGCAAGAAUUUGAAAACAUCGAGUCGUCCACCUCAUUAACUCUUACAGUUCGAAAUUCACCUGCCCCUUCAGAAAAUACUCACAUUUCUCCUCUGAAAUGUAUAGACAAUAACCAAGAAGGGGGUAAGUCUCCAGGAGUUAAGAAUCAGGGUGACAAAGUGAACAUCCAAGAACAAAGUCAGCCACCAACCACUACCGUUUCAUUGUUCAGUGUCAGGGACACACAGCAGGUGGCUUUCCCCAGCCUGAAGACUGCGACCAGCUUUACGUGGUGUUAUCUCUUAAGACAGAAGUCAUUGCAUUUGCCUCAGAAGGACCAGAAAACUUCGGCCUAUACUGAUUGGACAGUAAGCUCCAGUAAUCCAAAUCCCCUUGGUUUGCCCACAAAAGUUGCUCUUUCUCUCCUGAAUUCAAAGCAGAAUACUAGAAAAUCACUAUACUGUCAAGCAAUAACUACCCAUUCCAAAUCAGAUUUAUUGGUCUACUCAAGCAAAUGGAAAAGCAACUUAAGCAAGAGAGCAUUAGGUAAUCAAAAGUCCACAGUAGUUGAAUUCAGCAAUAAAGAUGCCUCUGAAAUUAACAGUGAGCAAGAUAAAGAAAAUUCCUUAAUCAAAAGUGAACCAAGAAGAAUUAAAAUAUUUGAUGGAGGAUGCUUGGUGUCCUCAGAAGAAGCUGAGCUGUCCCCCUGCAUUCAUGAUCACUGGGACAAUAUGCCCAGUGGUCCUCAGUCUAAUAAUACUUACCGAGGAAAUCUGACAAAACACAUGAAGUCCAAGGCACAUAGCAAGAAAUGUGUGGAUUUAGGCGUCUCAGUAGGUUUAAUAGAUGAACAAGAUACGGAAGAAUCAGAUGAAAAGCAAAGAUUCAGUUAUGAGCGGUCCGGAUAUGAUCUUGAAGAAUCUGAUGGCCCCGACGAGGAUGAUAAUGAAAACGAAGACGAUGAUGAAGACAGCCAGACGGAAUCAGUCCUGUCAGCCACACCCUCGGUCACAGCCAGCCCGCAGCACCUUCCGUCCAGAGGUGGCCUGCAGGACCCUGUGGGUGCUGAGGAGGACAUCAGGAUUAGCGGUUGCUUUUCCGGGGCACAUCCCGACCCGAUGGACGUUCUGCCGAGAGCUUUGCUCACCAAGAUGACAGUCCUGAGCACAGUGCAGUCUGACUGCAGCAGGAAGGCAGACUCUCCGGGGAAGGCAAGGCCGCGUGCGGCGAGAGAUGAAGAUGAGGUGAUUCCUCCUGCAGACUCUUCCGGGUCACCAGAAGCUGCACCCAGAUCCCCGUGUCAUCAGAUGUCUGUGGACUAUCCUGAAUCAGAAGAAGUUCUGAGAAGUUCUGUGACAGAAAAAGCUAUUGCUUUAACACAGAGCUCAUCGCCCAUAGGACUUGCUCCCGCUGCAGCCAGGCACAGCCCUCAGACGGCAGCGGGGAUUCCUUCGGUGGCCUCUCCUCAUCCUUACCCUCAGGAACAGAAGCCGCAGACAGCUCUGCAGCCGACUCCAGGCUUGCCUUCGCCCCAGACGCAUUUGUUCAGCCACCUUCCUUUGCAUUCCCAGCAGCAGUCAAGGACACCUUAUAAUAUGGUUCCAGUUGGGGGGAUCCACGUGGUACCCGCUGGCCUCACAUACUCCACAUUUGUACCCCUUCAGGCUGGGCCAGUGCAGCUUACGAUCCCUGCUGUCAGUGUCGUCCACAGAACCGUGGGCACUCCUGGGGACACAGUCACAGAGGUGUCUGGCACUACAAAUCCCGCUGGAGUGGCUGAACUAAGCAGCGUUGUGCCAUGUAUUCCCAUUGGCCAAAUCCGUGUGCCAGGCCUUCAGAACUUCAGUACGCCGGGCUUGCAGCCACUUCCGUCGUUAAGCAUGGAAACCGUCAACAUCGUAGGCCUAGCCAAUACGAACGUGGCCCCGCAAGUGCAUCCGCCGGGACUCGCGCUCAAUGCCGUGGGACUGCAGGUCCUGACUGCAAACCCUUCCUCACAAAGCAGCCCCGCCCCCCAGGCCCACAUUCCAGGGCUCCAGAUCUUGAACAUAGCAUUGCCUACUUUAAUCCCCUCGGUCGGUCAGGUUACCGUCGAUGCACAGGGAGCUCCCGAAAUACCAGCUUCCCAAAACAAAGCACGCGAGACGCAACCCACGCAGACUUCUGUAGCCAAUGCAAACCAGGUCAGCAGGACCGAGUCUCCUCAGGGGUCACCUAAAGUCCAGCAGGAAAACGCAAAAAAAGUUCUGGAUCCACCUGCCCCUGCAGGUGACCACGCAAGGCUGGAUGGCUCAAGCAAAAUGGACACAGAGAAGGCAGCCUCAGCAAAUCAUGUGAAGCCCAAGCCUGAACUCAUCUGCGUGCAGGGCCAGCUGGUGUCCGUGGCAGAGCCUCUGCUGAAGGCACAUUCUGAAGGUGUCACAAAGCCAUCAGGCCGGCAGACCCUCUCUCCAGACAGGCAGGUGCCCAGGCCCACAGCACUGCCCCGGAGGCAGCGCCCUGUGCAGUUGAGCGACGUGAGCAGCGAUGAUGAUGAGGACAGGCUUGUGAUAGCAACCUAGUGGGGUUUAUUUUUUAUUGUUUCUUUUUUAAUAACACUUAAAGGUUUCUUUGAAAACCCUUCUUUCCUUAAAGCACAUUUUUCUGACAUAAACUCAUGACUAAUCUUUGUGCAAUCAUGAACUUUUGACCAAUAAUUGUUGUUUUGUGUCAGCUCCAGCCAUUUUUGUACAUGUUGUAUAGACAAUUGUGCCUUUUAGGAGUUUUAUGUUUAGAAACUGUACAAAUUGUUGAA
Propithecus coquereli (Coquerel's sifaka) is the source of this 8318-nucleotide messenger RNA. It is a transcript of the gene HIVEP1, whose product is annotated as human immunodeficiency virus type I enhancer binding protein 1. The coding region runs from base 1 to 8085 and encodes 2694 amino acids. The transcript has 7 exons. The record is from RefSeq and is a predicted model, not a curated record. Gene Ontology annotation, biological process: regulation of transcription by RNA polymerase II. Gene Ontology annotation, molecular function: DNA-binding transcription factor activity, RNA polymerase II-specific; RNA polymerase II cis-regulatory region sequence-specific DNA binding. Gene Ontology annotation, cellular component: nucleus. Lineage: Eukaryota; Metazoa; Chordata; Mammalia; Primates; Indriidae.